Penicillium coprophilum is the source of this 981-nucleotide messenger RNA. Its product is annotated as Rab family GTPase. The coding region runs from base 1 to 981 and encodes 326 amino acids. NCBI's taxonomy places the organism in Eukaryota, Fungi, Ascomycota, Eurotiomycetes, Eurotiales, Aspergillaceae. The record is from RefSeq and is a predicted model, not a curated record. Gene Ontology annotation, molecular function: GTPase activity; GTP binding. Gene Ontology annotation, biological process: intracellular protein transport. Gene Ontology annotation, cellular component: endomembrane system. The transcript has 4 exons.
AUGAGUUCAAGCCUCGAAGCUAAGAUUGUUGUCCUUGGAGCACAGGGGGUGGGAAAGACUGCACUCGUGGAGAGAUACUGUACAAACACUUUCAACCCCGCAGCGGCUUCAACUAUCGGCGCGUCGUUCGUGACGAAGCGCGUCCUCGAUUCCACCUCCGAUACCAUAGUCAGAUUACAGAUAUGGGACACAGCCGGACAGGAGAGGUUUCGCAUCUCCACACUUUCCCCUCUUUGCCCUUACAGUCUGCCUCGACAUUUUGCCUAUUACAUGCGCAACAUCACCGAUCAAAACAGUUUCCAAGAAAUGGCGGGCUGGCUGCGCGAACUCCGCAAAAACAUCACACCCAGCGACGACGGCACAGACUCCCUCAUAAUCCACGUCGUAGGUACAAAGUCCGACAUUGUCGCCGAUGACCCUUCCCGCCGCCGCGUUCCUUUUGAGCGCACCAUCGCCUACGUCGCCGAACAACUCUACCCAACCCAAGCCUCCACCCCACCACCGACCGCAACAGCAGGCAUGGGCGGCCUAGGCUUUGGGACGUCCGUGUUUGGAGGUACUAGUGGUGGUAGUAACGCCAGCGCCAGCGCUGCAGCACUCUCAUCAAAUGCCCUGCAGAGUCCGGACUCGAAGCGUAGUUCGGCAUUCUGGGGACAGGAGAUUGGUUGGGAUUGCUGUCAUGAGAUCAGCGCGCGGGAUGGCGAAGGAAUCGAUGAGGUUUUUCGCGUUAUCACGCGUAAGCUGGUCGAGCAGCGUAAUCGACGUGAUACCGAGCUGGCUUUGUCGAUUGGUAGUGCGUCCAUAGCGAAUGGGGUUGCUGGGGUUUUUAGUCCCGGGAUCGUGGAGGGUACUGGGAGUUUUCGGCUCGGUCUUGGUGAUAAGAGGAGGAGCUGGCUGGGUUUAGCAGCAGCUGUUGAUGUAGAUGGUGCCGAGGAGGAGAGGGUCACGCAUGCCUCGCGUAAUAAGGGGCGCUGCUGUUGA